AUGACCUCUAUAAACCAUGACUAUAACUUGUGCCCUGUCACCCUUCUCUUCCCCUCUUCCACCUCUUGCCACUGCGCUGACCAUGUGCCGCCUAGGGAGCUUGGCAAGGAAUUUGGUAAAAUUUUGAACCUUAAAAAUACCUUAAAAAACAAUCCUACUAACAUCCUUACUAACCUCUGUACUGGCCUCGAAAAAUUUCUCGGCUUCAACUCUGACUCCAAAGGCUACGACGGCACUGGGAUUGUGUACUCUGACCUGGAUAGGCUGUGUGAUGCGGUGAUGGGAUUUUUGAGUGGUGUUCUCAGUAACAUCAAAGACCAUUUAGGGCAGCAUAAAGAUGAAAUUGACAUUGCAAUUGACACUCUUAACACCAAUAAACACGCCGGUAAAAAAGGUUUUAAUGUUGCGAUUGGAAGUGUGGUUGAAGGGGUGCGGGGGUAUAAUGAGAAGGUGAUGAUUUCUCAUAAUAAAUUAAGUAGUCUUAUAAAUCGCCUAAUUGGGCAGAUGGAACUGCUCAAUGAUGAAGUGCAAAAAUUGACCACUGAUGCCGAUCUUGAAAUCAUUAAUCAAAAAAUUAUCGAAUGUCUGCAACAGGUUAAGUACUAUGAAGCAGAUAUGGAGCGUGCGGAGAAAGAUGUGGAGGAUUUAGAAGACCACUUCGAGUGUAGAGUACGAUACUUCAAUAGGCUUAUUAGUUGUCAAGCGGAUAGGCUUAUGGAUAUUUGGCGUAAGCAACAAGAUGAUCUGCAGCAGGUGGAGGCUGUUGUAGUUAGGCAGCUCGACAUAACUAGAAGGGAGAUAUAUAAUGCAUGUGCGCAUAAAACCAGGGAAUCUAUACAAAAACUAAGCGCACAUAUUUAUAAACUCAGGGCAGUAAUUGAAAACGUUAAUACCACGUUGUCACAGGAUCUUAAUGACCUGCAACAGUGGAUCACGAAAGCGGAUGAGGUUGUUGAUUUGGCGUUGGCUAAGGUAACGGACAUCGUCAGUGAAGCUACCGGUGCUCAUGGAAAACAGCAUAAACAAAAUCUAAUAGACGCUGUACACAAUUUGAAGCAAAAAGGUUUGGAUUGGUGCGACGCGUAUGAAAGUGCAAAAAGAUCGCUUGUCGCAUUGGUAAAAAAUGCUAGAGAUGCGGUUGGAAAAUUGGACGAAAUAAUCAUGGAAGAUUUAGGAAAGCUGGAGCAGAAAAUGAAAAGUGCGAUAACUGAAUACAUCCAAAAGGCACAAAAACGUUUCAAUGAGAUUAAGGAAAAAACGCUUGGUAUAGACGGCAAAUCAACAAAAGGUGGCGUAUAUCGUUAUUGGAGUGAUUUAAAAGCAGAGGUUAGCGCUCUUAUUGGAAAGAUUAAUCGCGGUGAGAAUGGAAGUAUGAGUCCACAUUAUGAAGGUCUGGAAGGAACUAAGGAAAGAAUACGAGAGUAUGCAAAGGAGUUCACGAAUUUCGACCAAAAGGUAGAAGCUUGGAUCAGAGAAAUUCUCCAGCAUAAUGGAGGAGUGAAGAAGUGGCUUGAGGCGUACGUGGAGAAUAACACUGGCGGUGGGAAGGAUUAUUUUAAUUCGACAUUUUUGAACCCUCAUAGCAACAAAAUGAAAGAUGGACAAACCGACACGAUUGCGACAAAAAUUAGAACGAAAUUAGAUAUCAGCGUUGAAGACCCUAUAAUUCCGGUCGGAAAUGAUAGCAGCGUUGAAGCAAACAUCGACGCAGUUAGACAACGCAUCAACACUUUCGUUGCCGCACUGGAGAGAAAAAUUGAGGGUGGGAAAAUCACAGCGUCCGGUGAUACAGCUACGCUCGUCACUACUAUAGUUGAGGCCAUUGAGCAAGACGCGUUGAAGGACAAAAAAGUCACACUGGACAAAAAAGGUUAUAACGACUAUUUCCUUGAGCGUGCAGUUAAAACCACACUUGCAGCGUUGUACUCGGCAAUUCGGCGUGUUAACGAGGAGCUAAAAUCUUUCACCACUACAAUAAACAUAAGAGGAGUCGGGCAAUACAAUUUAGGGAAGAACCUAGAUAACGUCAUCGAUGGGGUGAAGAAAAUUAGACAUAAAUUUAGUUUUCCAUCCGAUAGUGGCAGGAAUAUCACGAACACAUUGGAGGCCCUCAAGUGCGACAUUGAUCAGCUUAACCAAAUCCUUCAAACGAAAAACAUUGAAGAUGAAAUUGAAAUAGAAAUGACUGAUUAUGUCAGCGGCAAUAGGCAGCAGCUGAGGAAUAGAAUGCCGAAAUACCAUAUCCAUACAACGAAUAAUGAGCGGAAUAAUACCCUAGCAAAUGCAAUUAGAAACAUAUCUGAGAAGGUGCUGGAUGCGUUUAAUGACACUGCAGCGGUGGCAAAUAAUGGUAACAUACACAAGGCUGCUUCAGAUGUGAUUCACAACAAACUUCCUGCGCUGUGUGAUGCAAUUAUAAAAGAGGCACAAGGCGACGGCUCCAGCCUUAAAGCCAGAUUGGACGAAUUGAAGAGGGUGUUGAUUGGGCGAGAAAAUAAUGGAAAACUUAAACAGAUACUAGGGAAACUAAAGGUACUGCAAGAGAACAGAUUAAGCGCAAUUAUUGAACAGGCCCAAAAUAUCCUAAUACAUGCUUCUGCCGAAUGCGAGCAGAGCGUUGAACAACUACAACUAUACAUCCAGCGACACAUAAAUGGCUUCCAAACUGCCAUCACUCGCGAUCUCAAAACAAGAUACGUUGGAUUCAUAAGAGCACAGGCGCAGGCAUUCGUCAUGAGAGUGAACGUGGAACAUCAUGAACUUCCAAAGGAGAUCAUGAAAGACGCCGAUAAGAGGUACAAGGGUUUUAUGAGACUGCUACGUGAAAAUGUGAACCAAUAUAUUGACGUUUCGUCGACCGAAGAUUUCACAUUGAAAACAUUCGCCCUUUACGCUCAAACGUCUUUCCUUGGUCUAUUAGACUCUGUCAACAACGACAAAAACAUAUUGCCCAAACCUACUAAAAUCACUGAGCUCCGUGACGCUAUUAAUAAUUUGUUUACCUCCCUAUCCACCUUCAACCGCCCCUUCGUUCGCAACCUCUCCGCCCUUUCCUCCCUCCUCGCAACCAUCCGCCCCGCAUCCUACUCCGACGCUAGCAACCCCCUGCUCGACUGUCUUAAAAAGGGCGUGCAGGGGAUGUGCGAGGAGCUAGCGAAGGCGUACGUUAAUAGCUAUGAUGAUGGACAACAAAUACGAUGGCAGUCCUUUGACGAACAAACUGAACAAAAGUUGUCUAAGAUAUGUCUCACAGUAUUGCCGAUGCUUCAUACUGCGCUCAGUGUAUUGAGAAAGCAUUGUAACAGCAAAUGCAAAUGGCAUCAAAUUAACAAAGAAACGGAUCUCGGUACUUUUUUAUCUCUUAAAGGCUUCGUAGUAUCGGACAGAGGAAACCAGAACGGUGAGUUGCAGGAUAGAAAGACCAUGCAGGGUCAACAUCUUCAUGCUCGCCUCGUUAGUUCCGGUGAUUAUGGGCACAUUUACCACAACGAUAAGGAUACUAAAUAUCCACUUGAACUGCUCAACGAGUAUCUGACGAAUUAUUACCAAGUGUCUCACAUACCCGCUUUCUCCUCCAAGAAACUACCGUGUUCCGUAUAUGAAAUGCUGCUUUGGCUGUCCGGCUUACAGUGCAACUCCGUAUAUGAUGACUUGUUAGACGUCGCUGUGAGUGAUUUAUUUGUUGAUCCAAAUAAGCAGGCGACAGGCGACGAUGAAAUCUCGGUAUCGGUAAUCGGACCGGAACCUGUAGUGGCUCACCCAGACAACCUAACAUAUGUUAAUACACGAAAAGCGGUAACGCACAUAUGCUCAACUUCAUAUGACGUUCUAUGCACGAUUGCGGGAACAGGUGACGCAUACACUGUCUACGCUGUCGAUUACUGCGGUAACUACCUUAAUCUAUCGUAUCCUGCAGAUCCAUCGCAAUGUUUAGAUAUGCUUCUCGACAUUCUUCGUAGAUUAUUCCCGCAGCUACGAUACUUGCAAAACCAAUGUAUGUUAACAAGUGAACAUUACGGUUGGCGUGACUGUGAGUACGGCCGAGAUGUCCCCUCCGCCAAGUUACCAUGUAAGCAGCAUCCAAGUAACGAACCAACGAGUCAACCAAACACCCAACCAACGUGCCAAGCAAAUAGUCAACCAAAACGCAAACCAAAUUGUCAACCAACGUCGCCACUUAUGUCGUACCUAAACGAUUGCCUUCCUGGCCAUCUACCUCAUCAGCUUAGCAAAAUUGGUUGCAAGUACGAGUGUUUGACGUGUCCUUCAACAUCCAAGAAAGGUGCGCCUUGCCUAACCCCGCUUGGCUUUAGAUGCUUUUCAGGGAGUACAACAACAGGUGAGAGAAUAUGUGACAUCCUGGGAACAUUCUUCUCUAACAUUUCUUCGUCAUCGUUAUUCUGUCUUCUCACACAACCACCGGCAACCUUACCAGAGCAUUUUAGCUUCACGUUGUCUUUCAUUAAGUGCCUUGAAGUCUCGGAAAAGACAUCAAGUGGAGAUGACACCACACUAAAAGAUGCAUUUAGGACAGCUGUAGGUGAGCAGUCAAUUGAGUUGUAUACUGACUCCACCGAUCUUACACAUGCUCUGACUAACGCGUACGGUUCAACAUCUCCCUACCAUGGUAAAUGCGAGCAUUCCCACCUUCGAAAUCUUACAACAUCUCGUAGCUGUAAAGAAAAACAGAAUCCGGCAAUUGAGUGCGCUCCGUAUCUAUCAACUCUGUGCCACGAUGCUUAUUACUACCUUGCCGUGAAGCACUCAAACCUCUACCUUUCAUGGUCACUGUACUUACCAUGGAAUUUCUGGAAGUUACUGAACAACCUGUACGAUGAAUUUUGCAAUAUCUUCUGUCAAGAUUGGGGUUGCCGUAACUGCCUUCAAAACGGCAAGUGCAGACGUGGGCAACAUGGCUUCGUUCAGCAAGUGGUAGGACAACCUAACAAACCGCAUUGUCAAUGCAGUUCAAUAGUCGAAUGCAAAGGUGUGCCACCACUGCUGUUCAAAUAUGGGUUGACAUUCCGAGAUGUCAAGCAUCUAAACCACAAAACGUACCCUAAUACGUGCACGGAUUUCUGCAGUCAAUUAAAAUAUGUCUUGGAGUCUAAUUAUUUUACCAAAUUAUUUGAAGAGUGCGACAACUUCCUCUGGAAAAUCCGUGAACCCUUCUCCUACCUUGUCCUCGCCCUCUGGCUCCUCUCUUUGUUGUACCUGCUCCACAUCAUGGUCAUCCGCCUCGACCUGCUCCACAUCAAAUCGCAUCUACACUCACCCUCAUCACAUCGCAUCGCUGCUCAAUCGCUGUUGGCUGCUGCACGCGUUAACAAGCUUAACAGGGUGUUUUACCUGCAGCCUUAA
Messenger RNA from Babesia bigemina, 5361 nucleotides. RefSeq lists its product as hypothetical. Lineage: Eukaryota; Apicomplexa; Aconoidasida; Piroplasmida; Babesiidae. The transcript has a single exon. The record is from RefSeq and is a predicted model, not a curated record. Bases 1 to 5361 code for a protein of 1786 amino acids.